UAAGGAUCUUAAUUGGAUGACUGACAGUGUCCAAAGUGGAUUAGUCUACGUACGUCAUAACAACCAAGUUCUUUUCUGGACUCUUGACUUUAAAUCUUCAUAUAGAGAAUACGAAGUCAUCAGUGGUAACCAUUAUAUGGCUUGGGUAGAAGAUAGAAAGAAAAAACGUAUCCGCAUUAUGGAAGAUGCCAUACAACGUGAUCAAGCCAGUGCAGCUGCUGAAGAGGAAAAGAAUAAACAGACGGGUGCUUCCGCUGAUACAACCACUAAUAUUGCGGCAACUGUUAGUGCUUUAGGUGUUGAUGUUGAUCCUAGGCAAUUUGCCCUUUCACAAAUUCGUAUCACUGGGACAAGGUCAAGUGUUUCUUCGGCAGUUUCGGCAUUGCAACAUUUUGCCCCGUGGAAAAACUUUGAUCUUAUCGUCAUGAAUGGUAAUUAA
Acaulospora morrowiae is the source of this 439-nucleotide messenger RNA. The record is from the annotation of a GenBank genome assembly. Lineage: Eukaryota; Fungi; Glomeromycota; Glomeromycetes; Diversisporales; Acaulosporaceae.